Messenger RNA from Physella acuta, 1452 nucleotides. RefSeq lists its product as uncharacterized. Lineage: Eukaryota; Metazoa; Mollusca; Gastropoda; Physidae. The record is from RefSeq and is a predicted model, not a curated record.
AUGAGGCUUGUCAUUAUGAAAGACUUGACAUUUACUGGGGACGAGCCUGCCGUGAAAACACACCGACCCAGGAUCGACUCCACCAGAGACUUCCAGAGCGAGGCUUUGAACUUCGAGGCUGUCCCAGAUUUUCAUGUGAUCAGGGAUGACGUAGUUUCCGGGAUGGAACUCUCGUGUUUAGGAGUAAAUAAUUCAGAAACCACUCCCAGUCAAGGUGUUUGUAAUGUAUGUUUUGUUGAUGAUGAUAAUACAAGCUCUCAUGCUGACUCAAAAACGAAAGUAGAUCUUGAACAGUUACACAUUUUUAGCAACAACAAUAACAACGACAAUGGUAGUAUUUAUCAAGAUAAUAUGUCUGGAAUUUGUAUACCAAAUAGCACGACACCACAAACUUGUUCCGAAAAUAACACCAGCGACAGCGACAUUUCCAACCCAGGUUGUUCGAAUUAUAACUGCGACGCCAACAAGAAUAAUCAAAACGACAUUCGCCGACGUCACGAAAAUGGACAUUUGCUUCUAGGCCACAGUGUGUCGUCUUACAUCGACCUCCACCCCCACGGGUUAUCCAACCCGCUGGAACCCGCCCCUAACGACGACAAACCAGGCCAGCAGCUUGACUCUGGUAUCUGCAGCGAGGCAACAUCCGCCGUGGAACACUUCAAUAACAUCAACGACGACUCGGAACUCAAAAGAUCGGCGUCUGAGAGUUCAUUACAACUCGCGCUGGCUCUAGAACAAUGCAAAGACGUGUUCUUAAACGCGUUGAGAUUGCAAGAAACGUUUCGGAUGAAUUCACUACCUCCUAAUGAAAUCCAAAAUCAUGAACUUAACCGAAACGAACUUUUAAGCAAAUCUUCAUUGAACGCUAUAUGCGUGUAUCCCCAAGUUACUAUCCUCACUCAAGUAAAAGACGCGCAGAGCAGUAUAGAUCUGGAGAAAGCCCAACCUGUACGUGUAGAGCGUCAUGGAUCCUACCAAAAACGUGACAGCGUUCCUGACGACAGGCGCUUCCCGCCCAACCGGAAACUUGAAAGAGGCAUCAGUAAGCAGAAGCGGAAAAAGAACAACGAAAGACUGCUAAAAAACGAAGCCUGUCGUGAAACUCUCUGCGCUAAAUACACUUCCUGCCGCUGGGUUUUAGCGUACAUGUGUUUCCUUGCGAGAUUCGUGCAGACCGCGCUCAGACAGUGUAUGGGAAUUGCCGUUGUUGGCAUGACACUAAAGACAACGACAGUUGUUCAAAAAUCGGAAAAUUCCACUCAGGAAAAUAGCAAUUUUACGUCCCAGAAUAGUUCAACAAACAUCUCAUUUGAUGGGCUUGUUACUUUCAAUGAAACUCUUACGCACCAGGAAUUUGAAUGGAGUUCUGUGUUUGAGGGAAUUCUAUUGGCAUCGUUUAACAUCGGUUCCAUCAUCACCCCCAUCAUUGUUGGUUACCUGACUACAAGGUGA